GUUUGUCGUCUGCAACUGGUUGACAGCAGAAGGCGCGUUCGAUCGAUGGCCGUGUUCAUUUCAAUGAUUAUCCAGGGCGCUGACAUUUCCCCAUAAUAGAUGCCUCAUUGGGUGAAACUAUCGUCCUUCUCAGCUUUAUUGUUGCAGUAUGGAAUAAUAGAACAAUAAUGGAGUGUUCUUAUUAAGUAAAUAAUAUUGUCACUGAGCCUCGAUAUGAUUUGUGCAUAAUUCCACACAAAAAUCGUCUGCUCGGAGCAUUAAUUGCAUUUUGUGGUUUAUUCAUCUAUAUGGAGAUUAAAGAGGAUAUCGAGCAACAAAAUGAGUUUUAAAUCAUGAUAAAUAUUCAAAUAAGUUGAGAAAUUAAUCGAAAUUCACAUAUAUAGGUUGCCAUACAUCUGCGCAACAAUGCAGACAUACAAAGAAAUUCCCGUCGUCUACAUUGCCCUUGCUGUUUGUAUAACUAUUACCUUAAUCAGUGCAGUAGUCGGCUACAUCAGCUGGAUUUUAUGCCGCCGGCGACAAAAACCAACCGUUGCAUGGAAGAAAACAUAUAAAGAUAGUGAUAGUUCCCCUGAAUCAAUACUUGACAGAAACCUGAAAAUUAGCCAAAGCACUCCGGAAUUAGCGACAGAAUGUGGCGAUGCAGAAACACAGAAGUCAAGAUAUUUAAAAGCAAAGCUGUUUUUCAAAUCGUUGCGACAGUCAACCAUGCCAACAGUAUCUCAGAGACACCAGUUAUUUCAUCGACAGCUUUCACAUCAAAUUGAUCUCUCUAAAAUUGAAUUCUCUGUGCAAAGUGCAAAACAUUCGGAGCAGCCGAAUCUUGGCGUUAUUAAACCAGAGCUGUAUAAACAAGCGUCUAUUGAGAGCGUGCGUUCGGAACACGCUGUAUGUGGACAGCUGCGUUAUAGCCUACAAUACGAUUACGAACUAGAACAACUUCACGUAGGCGUCAUUCAAGCAGAUAAUUUGCCGCCAAAAGAUUUUUCGGGAACUUCGGAUCCUUACGUUAAAACAUAUCUUCUACCAGACCGUAGACAAAAGUUUCAGUCAAAAGUUCAUAGAAAAACGCUUAAUCCAGAGUUUCAUGAGAAAUAUAUUUUUAGCGUUCCAUUUGCGGAGCUUGGUGAUAGAGUGCUGCAAUUUAAUAUUUAUGAUUUUGACCGUUUUUCUCGACACGACUUGAUUGGAACAGUGACAAUUCCAGAUUGUGUGCCUGAGGGUUGUCGUAUGACGACAGAAACAUUCUUUGUUCGCGAUAUCCUAUCAUCAUAUCAGGAGAAAUUUGAUCUUGGCGAACUGAUGAUCACUCUGUGUUAUUUACCGACGGCGGGCCGUCUAACGCUCACGGUGGUCAAAGCCCGGAAUCUCAAAGCCAUGGAUAUAACCGGCUCGUCAGAUCCCUUCGUUAAAGUGACACUUGUAUGUCAGAACAAGAGGAUUAAAAAGAAGAAGACAUCAGUUAAGAGGAACACACUGAAUCCUGUAUACAAUGAGGCGAUGGUGUUCGAUGUACCACAAGAAAACGUAGAUGAUGUAGAGCUUGUUAUCAAAAUCAUUGAUUAUGACAGGAUUGGUCGGAAUGAGAUUAUGGGAUGUUGUGCAGUAGGUCCGCGUUAUGUGGGCGUCGGGCGUGACCAUUGGUUUGAAAUGCUUGAAAAUGCAAGAAAACCAGUGGCUCAGUGGUAUACAUUACAGGAGCAUGUACAAUAUACGGAUUAUAAAAGUGGUGGCGGUAAAGGUUGUUUCCGGUACAGACAGGCAACAACAGAUUCCACGUGUAGCGAGGACACUCAAUGAGUGCCAACAUUAAAUCUAUGAAUCUCAUUUGUUAUCACCUUGACAACCAUUUGCAGCAUACAUUUUGGAAUUCAAAUCAUAAAUACAUAUAUUUCAUGACAUGGAGUAUACGAUAGGAUUCCAAAUGAAUCAUAAUUACAUGUACUGUGUAGUUGUUUAUAUACCGAGUGAAAGAUAAACUGUAUGUUAUUUAAUUAUAUAUUUCAAACAGAACAUAAAUUCACAUUAAGGCUCGGAUUAGCAAGACGUAUUUUUAUUACGUUAAGUUGUUAAAACAUUUUAAAAGCUUUUUUCGACUCUAGCCACCACAUAUUUACAAUCAAAAUUAACAAAAUUACUAAUUCCAAUUUUGAAUAUUAUAGGUUCAAACAAGAGGGAAAAACGUGCAUUUUUUGUCCGUAUAAAUGUUGGUUAGAGAGAAUAGGGUAUAGAUGUAAGUUAUUUAUUUUUCUAUGGUUUUCCACAUAUUGAUAUAUUGUGGAUUUUAUUUAUAUUUAAUCAUAACUUUUCCCAAGAGCGUAUACUUUACAUUUCAUUUUAAGUGUUGUAUAUUUAUUUUCCUAAAAUACAUGCAAGUAUAUGAUUUUGAAGAACGAAUGAUUCUAACUGUUUGAUAUAUGAUAUUUCCACUUGCUUUUAACUAAAAAAGAACCUUUUAGGAAAUUUGUAAUUCAUAAUGCGCAUAUUUUCAUCGUUUCUGGAAUUAUAUGUACAAUAAAAAGAGAAAUGCCUAAAAUAUCAAAAUAACAUAAAAGGAUUUAGAUCACAUACAUCUUGGCAGGUAAGUAAAAAUGCGUUAAAAUAUGAAUGGAAACGAUUUAAGGAGAAUUAAAUAUUUUAAGACAAAUAUAUUUCACAAAGUGCACGUUCCGAUAGACCGAAAUGAUAAAAAACGUAUUUUAUACAUUUAUUAUACAUCUAGGCAAAUGUAUGUUAUGAAUAGCACGUUCUACAGAAUUUAGAUUAAAAACUACGUAGACGAUACUGACGUACAAUACCUACAUUCCUUCAUAUAUUCCAAUCUAAAUAAGGAACGAGAUCAGACACGUCACUGUCAUGCGACAUUUUCUAAUGAAGCUUUCUAUGUAGAUGUUCUAAAAGGUUUUGUGACAUAAUAAAAUGUGCUAGUACAGUAUCUCAUAAAAAGACAAUUGACAUAUUGUCAUUAAUGAUAUGCACUUUUAUUGGACAUCAACGCUUUGAUAAGCUGGUAUUUCUUUAUCGUCGGAACCCACCAUGUACAGCAAUUGAUAAGUAAAUAGCCAGGGCUACCGAGGAUUGUAUUUCUUUAACAAGUGUUAGCAUUUCCAAAAAUGCUAGGAAUCGCCGUUCAGCCAUGAUUGUAUGUGGGCAACACAUAAAGCAAACAAAAAUACUUGGUUAACUAAGUCAAAUUAUAUUGACGUGCUAAGCUAGAUUUUGAAAUAUUUUUGUUCUUUUAGGUAUUGUCCAUAUGAAUAAUAUCACAAUAACUUAACACGUUUUAGAAUUAAUUUGACUACAUGCGCUACUUAAUUAGUGCAGCAAAAAUAAUUAGCUACUUGCGUAAUUAACAACAGUUACUUGGCUACACAAAAAUUGAUUUCUGUAAAUGGUUGGUUCAUACAUUCUUUAACUGGACUUUAAGUUCUAUACUCCGUCGACGGCUUUGCUUUGAAACUUGCUAAAUAAUAGGUUUGAUGCAAUAAAAACAAUUAAACUCGCCCGGAAGAAAGCAUUUAUUAGGGUUUUUUUUCCUUUAGUGCAAGUUUCGGAAAGAAAACAAAAUAUACUCUUAUUUAGACUGAAUUUUCUAAUCAUAAUUGACAUGUAGCAAAAAAUAUUGCAAUUUGCUGUGUCUUUCCUACCUACAAGAGCCCUAAAACCGUACUGAGUUCGUAUAUUGAUAAUGGUAUUUUUCAGUUGUACGAAUAAGUAACCCGACAAAUAUGGCGGUUUGGCGUGUACAUUCACGCAUCGCUCGUUAUAGUUAUUUUACAUAUUUUUUAUCAUGUGAUAUUAAAUUAUUCGCUUUUAUUGGCUAUCUAAAGGCAGGCGGUGUACAGGUAGAACUGUUGAAAUCUUGUUAAUUGUAUAUAUCACCGUCCAGGAACGGCGAUAAUUACUGACAACUUUAACAAAAAGCUCUCCCGUUAACUGUUACUUCGUUUACGUAAGAUUUUAAUCAAUGUGACAUGCAUUGUAUAUAUAUCAUAAAGAAAAUUGUUUUACGGUGGUGCAAUAUAUAUUUUUCUAACAAAACUACAUUAUUUCUGCUUUUCAUACUUUCAUAUUUUUCUGUCGACAAUCACGAUUAAUAUGUUCAUGCGUUAAACAGCGACGCGAACAAUUGCCAUUCCUUUUACCCUAUGAAUUUGAGAAGCACUAAAAAGAUAUUGUGUUGUUUCGAUGUCUGUUUCAUUACUGUUUGUCUUAAUCUUUUAAAGUAACACAAUGUUAACUUUUGUCAUGGAUAUUUAUAUGUUUCUAAAAAGGAAUUUAGUAUGAAUAUAAUAAAAGUUAUAAAAGUGGUGUGUUUGU
This is a messenger RNA of Ruditapes philippinarum (Manila clam), 4320 nucleotides long. RefSeq names its product synaptotagmin-6-like. Gene Ontology annotation, molecular function: SNARE binding; calcium ion binding; phosphatidylserine binding. The coding region runs from base 406 to 1800 and encodes 464 amino acids. NCBI's taxonomy places the organism in Eukaryota, Metazoa, Mollusca, Bivalvia, Venerida, Veneridae. The record is from RefSeq and is a predicted model, not a curated record. Gene Ontology annotation, cellular component: membrane. Gene Ontology annotation, biological process: regulation of dopamine secretion; cellular response to calcium ion; calcium-ion regulated exocytosis. The transcript has 5 exons.